AUGCACCUUGCUCGACAAGAUGCCUUGGCACCUUAUUCUGGAGGAAGGUCCCGUCCCAAAACCCGUGGCUAUGUGACAGUUCGUGAGCCUGCCAAAGGAUUCUUCAUCGCAGGUUCGAACAUCGAUGACAUGAAUGGAAUUUAUGCUGCCAUCCGACCGGAAAAUCUCAAAAUUCGACGACAGGUCCAGGUGGCAUAUCGCAAUGACAGCAGUGGCUGGACCAUGGCGCUCGUGAAGGCACCACCACAGACAGCGAACCUUCGACGUCGCCGACACUUGGACAAAUCUCGCCUCCCUGCGGGAGUUUUGCCCGAUUCCUCAGAUUCAGACGAUGACUACAGUGAUAAGUUCGAAUGGAUCUUCAUGGAUCCUUUGGGCCGUGAGAGAUUUGCGCACAAGGGUGACACCAUCAUUCCAGGAGCAGGCCUGCGAUGGUGGCAUCUUCAUCGGGAGGUCAGCAGCUCGAAGGUGGACACCAAUCUUCCUCAACUUUACUGGCACGAGUGUUUGGAAGACAACGCAGACUUCGAGACCGCAGAUGAGUUAGAAGAGUCACUGAAGAUCACCCCUGCUGUGGACACAGAUGUUACUCAUCAGGUGCCCAGAAGUGAAUGCAGGGCGAUCAUGGAGCCGGUGAAGGACGACGAGGAUGAGCUCCCUUGGCAAGUGAUCGCCGUCCUGGAUGGUAGCGUCAUCCGAGACCUGCGUUACAGCUACCGACGAUACGAAAGGACGGUGGCCGCAGCCAAGGCCGGUACGAACCUUCCAAAGCCAGCUCCUCACACACUGGAGUAUUGCUGCCAACAACCGCGCUGCUGGGUCUACAGGGUCGUUGCGCCUGGAGGUGUCAUUUUGCGCACACAGCCCAGGAGUUCUGCAAAAUCAUGCGGGCAGCGAGGAUGUGGUCAAUAUGUGUGCGGCGCAGAAAUUGAGGGCUGCUGGCUCCACCUCGCACCUUCACGUCGGCUGACAGAGAGCGAUUCGGAGGAGCAAGUUGAUCAGUGGGUUUGCUUAAAGGAGAAGGACGGAAAAGCAUUGUUGGAAGCAGUUCGGGACUCCGACGUGGGCUGCUCCAAGGCCCCGGUGGAGAAUGACCCGCAGGCGGAGAAGUUCGACAGGCCUUUCGAGCCUCGCCUACAAGCGCCCGACUACCAAGCUCCGAGUACAGAUGCUGGAGGGGCUGAUGUGGACAUGAAGGGCUUCGAAGACAAGGACGAGCACUCGCCCGGAAACCUGGAGGAACCCGCCGAGCUCGUCGUUGGUGGCAUGUGCAUCCUGCAAGGGCUCACAGAAUCCAGCAAGAAUGGCCAGCCUUGCAUCAUCUGCAAACUGCCUCGUGACGAUGGCCGCUGUUUGGUGCAACUGUCUGAUGGCCCUCAGAUCAAGUUGGCAGUCAAGCCCUCAAACCUGAGGCCCAUCAGAGGACCGAAGGAAUCCGAACAAAGUUAUUGUGCCAGAAUCCUCGGCCUGACUCCAGGCACAUUGGGGCUUAUUGGAGCUCCCUCAGAGAGUGCAGCUUGCUUGCAGAGCCUGAAGCCUGGGGAAAUCUUGUCAGCAGCUUUACGAGCAGCCCAACGCGAUCUUCCAGAUGCACCAGAUGCGCUUCUCGAGUCGCAAGAGGCCUACGAGAAGCUGAUGCUGGAUUUCGCGUCGGUUGACAGCAUGGCUCCAGGAUCGCGGCCCUUUCCUCCGCAUGUCCUUGUAGAGAAUGGUUUGCUUGGCACAAGAGCAGCUCACGCUGCCACAAAUGCUGCAAGUCAACAGUCCAUCAAGAGCUCUGAGGCGGGGAUAGCUGCUUUGCGACAGGUUCUAAGCGACGAGCAUCGUCGCUUGGCUCGGGAAGCAGGGCUUGCAUGGCCUUUGCCCGCAGCAUGCAAGUCUCCCUCGGAGGGCUCGGAUGCGUUGCGUCUGCGACUUACAUUGGUCAGGGCAUUGCUUUGUAGCCGGCAGGAAGCACAAGCUGCUCUAGAGGCCGAGGCGUGCGUCCGUCGGCACCCGCAUGGUGCAGCCAGCCUUCUUUGGGCAGGACGAUGCUUGCUUCGCAUCGGCCGGCGUGAGCAUGGCAGGAAAUAUCUGUCGAUGGCGGAGCAAUCUGGUGGGUCAGGUGCAGAUGGGAGUUGGGGACUCCAAGGUGCUACCAUGCGACUGCAGGCGGUUGCAAAGGUCGAGCGCUGCAAGCUGGCAGCAGAGGAUGCCUACGGCUAUGGUGACUUCCAAACAGCAGCUGCACGGUAUGGGGAGGCCAUCAUACAGAGCCCCACUGAUGACAAGUGGGGCCGAGCAACGCUGCACGCAGCCAGGGCUGCUUGCCAUCGUCGUGCACGGGAGUUCCGUCAGGCUGUUGAUGACUGCGAUGCAGCUCUGGGGCUCUUCCCGAACUACGCUCGGGCGCUGUUCCGGCGCGCGGCCUGCUUGAUCGAGGCCGGUCGCCCAUCCGAAGCCGUGAAAUCACUUGAAGGACUUCUCAGGGUUGACAGGUCAUGGCCAAACCUUUGCGAUUGGUUGGUUCGCGCACAUGCCUUGGCCAAGCGGCUGGAUAACAAGGACACCUUCAAGGCAUCGUGGAAGCGAGGCCGACGUUCCCGAGAGACUGCAGAAACUGCAGGCACACCCGAGGUAGGUUCCGACCUCUAUGCCAUUCUCGGCGUCUCUGCUGAUGCUACAGACCAGCAGCUGAAGCGUGCAUACAGACUCAUGAGUUUGAAGUACCACCCGGACAAGCAGGGCGGUUCCACAAGGGACUUCCAAAGGAUCGCCACUGCCUACGAGACCUUGUCCGAUCCCGCCAAGCGCCACGCCUACGACGAAGGCGCGGACUUGAAGAAACCAGAAGAUGACAGCGAGGAAUCCGAGCGUGAAGAAAAGUCAUUGCGCGAGGAGGUGGAGCGGAAGUAUUUUCCGGAGCGAUUCAAGUACUGGCCAUUUGGUGAUCCAUUCAUCGAGAAGCGCAAGUUGCUUGCCCAGCGGAAGCGGGAUGCAGAGAGGCAAGCACUAGUCACUAGCACUAUCAGCGCCGAGGUCUCGGCCGACACCAGCAGCCACAUCAAUUGGCUGCCUGGUCGUCCUCGUUUCCUCAUUCUCACCGAUGUGGUGCCGCAACGCACGGCUCGCCAGCUGGCGUUGGAAGACGGCACACCCUUGCGGCCCGGCGACGAACGAGACACCACGACAAUAACCUAUGGCACUGGAAAGUUGACCGGUGAGUACAUCCGGGACAUGCUGUGCUUGCGCAAAGGCCGAGGUGCCGCUGUGGCUGAGAGCUCUCUUUGCCUUCAAGUCGACUUCCUCGGCGUGACGCAGGAGUCCAGGUUUCCAUUCACGGAGCUACCUUUUGACGGCAUCUUCGGCUUGGGAUUGGGAGGACUCUCCGCUGGACCUUCGUUCAACUUCGUGAACAGCUUGGUGGCUGCUCCGCAGACGCUCCGGAAUCCAACAUUUGCUUUUUUUCUGCGGAAUUUGGAUGCCGAUGAAGAUAGCGAGAUCACCUUCGGAGGGUAUCGUAAGGACCGUUUAGACGGAGAGGUAACGUGGCUGCCGGUCCCAAAACAAGAGGCAGACGAAAAAGGCUAUUGGCUUGUGGCAAUGCGUGACAUUUAUGUGGAAGACAAAGCGCUUAAUUUGUGCGCUUCUGCUGGGUGCCAGGUAGCCAUGGACACUGGGACAGCUCUGAUGAUGGGCCCCCGACGUGCAGUCGGGCAGCUGCUCACUGCUUUGGGAGACUGCAAACAUUGUGGAAUCGUGUCAUAG
Messenger RNA from Symbiodinium sp. CCMP2592, 3747 nucleotides. Lineage: Eukaryota; Dinophyceae; Suessiales; Symbiodiniaceae. The record is from the annotation of a GenBank genome assembly.